AUAGAAGAAGAAGAAGGCCAAGAUGCGCUGGUCGACUACGACAGCGAUAGCAGCUUUAUCACGGUAAUAGAUAGAGAAACAAAAGAUAAAAACGACGAGACAGUAAGAAAAGAUAGAGAAGCAAAAGACAAGAAGGAGACUGAAGCAAAGGGUGCAAUCCCGAAACGCGGCAAACCAAAGAUAAUAAAAAACAUAGAUGUGAAUAGAGAAUGGGCUGAUAAUCGUCCUGUACUACCUAUAGGGACAAAGAUACUUUACGAGAAACAAGAAAAGAUGGUUGAGAAAAUGGACAAUUCGAUGCAGAUGCUGGAUAAAGUAAUGAAGAAGGCCACCGAGAUGAUGGAGAAUAUGGUGGAAGUCUCCCGUUUAAAUUUAGAGAAAGAAAAAGUUAAACUUAGACGUUUAGAGUUAGAAGCAGAAACUAAAAACGAGAAUAAAGAAAAAUUAGAGAAACCCGAAGUCAGGGUACAGAGGGCUGCUGCAGAAGAGAACAUGAAACAAGUGAAAUGCUACAGAUGCAACCGAAUGGGUCAUAUGGCAAAGGACUGUCCACUAAUAGAAUUUGGUGCCUGGUUUUGUUACUACUGCCAGGAAGUACGAGGUCACAAGGGUGAUAAUUGUCCGAGUGCCGAAGCCCAGGCGAACAGAGCUAGAGGAAAAAGGUAUUUAAAUAAAACCGUUAAUAAAAACAUAAACAAAAAGGGUAGAUUUGUGCAAAAAGGCACAAAAAGAGUAGAUAACAAAGGGAAAAUAACCAAGAUACAACCAGCUGAGAAACCUAUAUCAACGAAAACAGCAAAUAAAGGAGAAUCAGAAGAAG
Molecule: messenger RNA, 820 nt
Organism: Temnothorax curvispinosus
Lineage: Eukaryota; Metazoa; Arthropoda; Insecta; Hymenoptera; Formicidae
Exons: 3
Molecular function (GO): nucleic acid binding; zinc ion binding
Source: RefSeq, a predicted model, not a curated record